CUUGGUGGAUCUGUAAGUAUUGGAGGUGCACUUCCAAAAUAUGAUGGUGGUUUUGUGAAAGUGGUUCGUAAUGCGUUGUUUGAUGUUAUUAAAGCAUCAUAUUGAGGUAUUUGGUUUUAUGAACUGGGAAGAUAUUACUGUGUACUCUAUUACUGAUGCUGGAUUGAAGGAGUUAGUCGGUGAUAGUGAUGCUUGGGAGUUGGUUGGAGUAGAUAACUUACCUUCUAUAAUUGAAAAAUGGGUGGUCACAGCUCGAGUAACAGGAGACACUGCUGGGGAGCAAACUGCUGAUGAGUAUGGUGAUGAUGAAGAGGUAGAUGAUGAAGUAGAUGAUUCUGAAUCAGAUGUUGAUGAGGAGUUUGAAGAGAUAGAUGAUGAAGUAGAUGAUUUCCUUUUUUAUUCUAAUGUGGACAACACAUUAGAAUUUGGUGGGGUAGGCAAUCAAGAAUCCGAUGUGUUACAAGAAAACAAAAGAGGUGUUGAAGAACUACCAUUCUUUGGAAGUGAUGAAGAUACGUUGUCAAAGGGUGACGGAAAUGAUAAGGUGCGCCUCCCUGUCUUCAAAGCAAAAAGGGACUUAAAGAACUCACACUUCUCGGUUGGUUUAUUAUUUCCCAGGAAGUUUGGAGGGACAAUGCUAGUUGCAAAUGGAGUGGACACUAAUGAGAAUAUCUUUCCAUUUGCAUAUGCCAUUGUGGAGGCUGAGAACAAAGAAUCUUGGACAUGGUUUCUAGACCUUCUCACAUUUGAUUUAGAGCUAAAUGAUUCUAAGGAACCAACUUUUACAUUCAUGUCAGAAGGGAACUUCAAAAAUGCUAGGUAUUCAGGAGAGGCAUUGAAAGACCUCUUAUGGGAGGCUGCUAAGGCAACUACAGUGUCUCUAUAUGAGGAGGUUAUGAGGAAAAUAAAUGAUGAAGAUGUUGAAGCGUGUGAUUGGUUGGUUGGUAAACAGGCUUCAGAGUGGUCCAGAUCCCAUUUUCACAUUGCACCCAAGAGUGAUAUCCUCACCAACAAUAUUUGUGAGUCCUACAAUAGAGUUUUAAAAGAAGCUAGGUCUCAAACCCUCAUUAGGUGCCUAGAAAGCAUAAGGGAAAUGCUUAUGAAAAGAUUCUUUGAUCUGAGGGAAAAGGCUGAGAACUGGAAGGGUUUGUUGUGUCCCACAGUAGCCUCCAAAGUUGCCAUAAAUUCAAAACUAGUUGGUGGGUAUACUGCAAUUCAAAGUGACAUAUCCGUAUUUGAAGUUAAGGGAUAUAGGGCAAAAAAUUGGGAACAACAUGGAGUAGAUUUGGUUGAAAGGAGUUGUACAUGCAAUGUUUGGCAGUUGACUGGGAUACCUUGCGCACAUGCUAUAUGCGCAAUAUGGAUACAGAGACAACAGCACAGAAAAGAGGUUGAGGAGUAUGUAGAUGAGUACUAUUUUGUUCAAACAUAUAAAGAGGUUUAUAAAGGAUGCAUUAAACCACUAAGGGGAAGAAGUGAGUGGCCUGAUGAUGAAAGGCAGCCUUUGAACCCUCCUUUAUUGGCACCAAAGCCAGGUAGACCAAAGAAGAAAAGAAAGAAAGGUGUGGGUGAGCUUACUAAAGAUGGUAAGAAGCUGUCCUGUGUGUUUACUAAUAGAAGGUGUGGUAAGUGCAAAAAGUCUGCAGCAAAACAGAAGAAAUCACAUAGAAAACUUCUAAAGAGAAGGAUGUUAAGGGCUGCUCGAAAAUCAGGUCAAGAGGAAGCUGCAUCUAAUAGUGUCAAUCAGACAGAAAUAUCAUGUCAAGAAACCACAGAACCAUGGUGGGCUGAUUUGCCAGUUGAACCAGACAUAUGCUCUGAAAAUCUCAGCUUCAUCCCAACACCAACAACUCAAGAUAAUGAAAAGCAAGAUGGGAACAAUGGCAUAUAUGUGUUUCAUUCCAACACCAACUACUGUAAAUAAUCCCCCAAGAGAAACCCCAUAGUGAAAUCCCCCAUCACCCAAGUGUCUGCUGCUCCUAUUUCUUCAAAGAGACAGAAUAGGGAGGUUGUGAGGCCUAGAAGAACACCAUAUCUCACUAGGUCGACUCUAAAGACAAGGU
This is a messenger RNA of Cuscuta campestris, 2063 nucleotides long. The record is from the annotation of a GenBank genome assembly. NCBI's taxonomy places the organism in Eukaryota, Viridiplantae, Streptophyta, Magnoliopsida, Solanales, Convolvulaceae.